AUGUCUCCGUUGAGUCGACGCCUGCAGGUGACGAUGCGCUUACGCGAGUCUGAUCAUUCCGCAGUGUCACCUAAGAGUCACACGUACCUGGAAAGGCUCUCUAAAAGGGUCAGCGAAAGCUUCUCUCGCUGCUUCGAGGUGGGAAAUGCCAUUUGUCUGGGAAAUCAGGUGAUCACCACCAGGGCACCGGAACGCGGCCUGGUAGCAUUUUGGACGUUUGACAAGCUCUACCCGAUCGACGAGAGUGGUUACGGCAACCAUAUCGUCGACCACGUCACUGCGGGUCCGCCGUCAACAGGACACGGAAGCAGCGCGGUUUUCGAUGAAGACACAAGCUGCCGUGUAGUUGGUAGCCCUACAAUCGCCGUUUCGGAGUUCACGCUAAACCUACGGCUGUACCUCCUAGACAGCAAUUCGCUUGGAUUCCGCAACAUCAUAUCACGAACAAGAUACGCGGCUCAAUCGCCCACUGUGCUGCUGUACCCGUUGAGCAACAAACUGUCAGUCAGGGUGUCUACCGAAGACUCGGCAAAUGAGGGCCUCACGUCCAACGCUGCUAUACCGUUAAGGCGCUGGACGCAGUUGACGGUCGUUGCGAAGGGCAAGACGCUUAAGCUGUACGUAAACGGCAUGCUCGACUCUGCAAUCGCACUGCGUGGAGAACUGGUGCCAGGUUCAGGUGACCUGUAUUUAGGUCGGAAAUUCGACACACCAGGAUUCAGCGGAUACUUGGACGAUGUGAAGCUGUACAACUACGCUCUGGGACCAGGGCUGGUGGCCGCAUUCGCCAACCCAAGCCUCACCGGUUUCGGUGCGCCGUUCCGGGUACAGCUCGCAUCCACUAGAUGCACAUUACAGGAGGCAAAUGCAAAUGGAUUUUGCGCGCCCGGUUGCCGUCUGUGCACCCUGGACCAACUUUAUCGCAGUGCUGCGCACGUUGCGCGCAUAAACGGCUGGCUGCACGACAGCAACCAAAUAUGGCACAAGGGCAUCCCUCACGCACCACCAAAUGAUACACGGGCAGCGAUAUGCUGCUGCUAA
Messenger RNA from Babesia ovata, 1041 nucleotides. RefSeq names its product concanavalin A-like lectin glucanase family protein, putative. NCBI's taxonomy places the organism in Eukaryota, Apicomplexa, Aconoidasida, Piroplasmida, Babesiidae. The coding region runs from base 1 to 1041 and encodes 346 amino acids. The record is from RefSeq and is a predicted model, not a curated record. The transcript has 6 exons.